Dissoconium aciculare CBS 342.82 is the source of this 903-nucleotide messenger RNA. RefSeq lists its product as uncharacterized. The coding region runs from base 133 to 621 and encodes 162 amino acids. Lineage: Eukaryota; Fungi; Ascomycota; Dothideomycetes; Mycosphaerellales; Dissoconiaceae. The record is from RefSeq and is a predicted model, not a curated record. The transcript has a single exon.
GAAAGAUAAUAUGGGAUUUUGUGCUGGAGAAGAAACGGGUGAAUCAGUCUCGGUAUCGAGAGCGAAAGAAUUGGACAGGACCAAGAUGUUGGAGGACCAGACCACGGCGAUAUCAGGCAGACGUUGGAGAUCAUGCCACGUCCUCAAGCUAUCGGUCUGCGUUUGGACUUGUUUCAAAAUGGAAUGACACGAAUCCUCUCUUUCGACCCUGGAAGACACAUGAUCUCUGCACGAUAUCGCAGCACCGGUAUCAUCUCCAAGCGAGCAGGUGGCGUGUGCUCCUCACAUCAAUUUAUGCCUUGUCGCGAAUCGUACGACGUUCAUCCCCUUGGCUCGAUGUUUGACAAGGAUCGGCGAGAUCGGUCAAAGCUCACCACUGGUUUCCGAGAAGUUUACAUCCCGAUGGAGCAACGGAGAUAUACGGCCUGGGCAUAUGUUCCUAUCCUUGCUUUUCCUUUCGCGGAAGAAUGUAUGCCGGUAAUAUCAAUCGACUGCGCCAUCAGUCUUGCUUGGCAGAUGGCGAUGGAGAAAGCGCAAUCGACCUUCCUCUCCCGCUCCGUCGCUCCAAUUUUCCUGGACAUUCACAAAACUUUGUCCUCUAAAGCGCGUGGCUGGCAGUGAAGGCGGUGUGCCAGAUCUCUCAAGGGUAGAUGCUUCAUACGCACAAGGCAUUCUCUAUAUUGUUCCCCAGCAUCAUGCGUAUAAUGUCGAAGAACUCGUCGCCACUCGUCUCACAACUCGCCUGGCUUCGAUUUACAAGAAGGGAAAGGCAAAAGUCAUCACGUCGGCGGCGUCGUGAACAAGACAGCGAUGCGAGGUCACAUGACUGGAGCGACGUUCCUGCCUUGCAUGCAUAUGGAGGCGUUCUUGUGUGGCGUCUGCAAUAUCGCCGACGGCGGUUCA